Messenger RNA from Sphaeramia orbicularis (orbiculate cardinalfish), 2016 nucleotides. It is a transcript of the gene rasl10a, whose product is annotated as RAS-like, family 10, member A. Bases 823 to 1434 code for a protein of 203 amino acids. The record is from RefSeq and is a predicted model, not a curated record. NCBI's taxonomy places the organism in Eukaryota, Metazoa, Chordata, Actinopteri, Kurtiformes, Apogonidae. The transcript has 3 exons. Gene Ontology annotation, molecular function: GTP binding; GTPase activity.
GCUCACCAGCUCAAGUCUUUCCAACGGAGGAGGCACAGUUCUCGUUAAUAGGCUCCAGAUGCCUUUACAGAAAACGCACGUCUGCCGUCUGCGCGGACUGCCUCCUCUUUCUUGAACCACUCAGGUGUGAUUUUUCUCUUUCUGACAUCGAAGGGUGAAGAUUAUGGGGUUGUAUGCAAUUUCAGAACACGUGGAAACCUUAUUUGUGAGAUUGGCCGCUGUGCGCCCGUCUUCCCUGUGAUGGAGGAGCACGGUGGUGGUGCAUCGGUGGAAAUGAGUGAGAGGUGCAGAGGAGAUAAUCAAUGAAGAGACUGAGGGCUCCUGAACGUUUGGGCAAGGUCAGAGUCUAGCCUAGAUGAGAUUAUGUCCAUGUGGAAACAACAAGGACGGACUUUUACGCUUCCUCUCGGGGGACGAGGUCGCCUGGGGAUGUCCCCUGAAAACCAAGAGUUUCUCUCUGUGUGUUGGAUUGCAGAGGCAGCGAAAAUCCCUCCAUCUGCAUGAUCAUGGUUGAGCUGGAUUUUUGACAACCUGCAAGCUGCAUGCCUUCUUCUUUCUUUCUUUCCUCCCACCAUUCGCCUGGAAAUAAAAGUUUCCUCGCUCUUCUCGACGGGUGGGUGAUUUAUUCGGCCAUUGAUUCGUUUAAUUGCCCGCAGUUGAACCCGGUUAAGGUGAUUUAGAGGCGGCUGGUUAAAGGGGCAGCGGGUGGGUUGAAUACCAUCAGAGCAGCAGUAAACAGCGGCGGCCAGCUGUUUGUCCUGGACGGUCACAUCUGUCUGCUGUCGUCGUCGCUGUCCAUGGUGCUGAACUCGAGCUCCAGGAAUGGUGGAGACGCUGAGUAUCGCAGUCAUCGGUGCUCCCGGAGUGGGGAAAACUUCUAUAAUCCGCCAGUUCAUCUAUAACGAUUUCUCGGAGGUGUACACGCCGACCAGGACCAGAUAUGUGUACAGACCCUCCGUCAUACUGAACGGGAACAUGUAUGAGCUGAAGAUUUUGGACGUCCCGCCAAUCUCCUCGUUUCCAUCCAGCUCCAGUCAGGAGUGGCUGGAUUUGCGCUGCAGAGGUGUUCGCAAUGCCAACGCCUACAUCCUGGUAUAUGACAUCUGCUGUGUGGAGAGCUUUGAAUAUGUCAAAAUGAUAAGGCAGCAGAUAGUGGAGCACAGGGAAGGCAGCAGCAGUGAGGUGCCAAUUCUGGUGGUGGGCAACAAGAGGGAUUUACAACGGCAGCGCUUCAUGCCCCGCAGAGCCGUGUCUGUCCUGGUGAAGAAGACCUGGAAGUGUGGUUAUGUGGAGUGCUCUGCCAAGUUUAACUGGCACGUCGUCCUGCUCUUUAAAGAGCUGCUGGGCAUUGCUGUGGCAAGGGGCAUGCGCCAAAACCACACUUCCAUCCGACUGCAGGGGGCACUACAGAGGAAUCGCUGCACCAUCAUGUGACCCGGAGAGAUCCCUCCACCCCUCUCACCUCAGGAGUGAAGUGGCAAAGGGAGGAAAAAAAAAAGGACUUUUUAUCUAAAUGGCUGGAAAAAUACCCUGUGGCCUCCUGCUUUACUGAGCUGAUUUUUCAUAAUGAGGUUUAUUAGACUUCUGCGCUGUAAAAGACACUAAAUUUCACUAUGGUCAUCUAACCACUUCCUAGUGAAACUCUGCCAAAUGUGUACAUGCAAAGAAAGAGGUAGAAGUGGAAGCAAAGGAUAACCACUAACAUAGCACAGUCCCCCCCUCACCCCCACAUCAGCUAAACAUUUUAUGCUGUGCUUCCCAAAUUAUACAGCAGCAGGUGUUGUUGAGGACUGUUUUGUGGUGGUAGUUUUGUCUGACAGGAUAGAUGCAGUGUGUUUGAGACUCAAAAUGGAGAGGCAGCAAUAUCUAGUCUUCCUUUUGAAUUUUAUCACAUUCAGAAAGGUCAACAGCAAACCUGACAUAAUUAGAUUCAUUUGAGCAUAUGCAGUUCAUGGUCAACAAGUUAGAAAGAUGAAUAGCUCGUACUUCAUUUCUGGCAAAAUCACCUUGAAAGGU